This is a messenger RNA of Eremomyces bilateralis CBS 781.70, 1569 nucleotides long. RefSeq lists its product as uncharacterized. The record is from RefSeq and is a predicted model, not a curated record. The transcript has a single exon. The coding region runs from base 1 to 1569 and encodes 522 amino acids. Lineage: Eukaryota; Fungi; Ascomycota; Dothideomycetes; Eremomycetales; Eremomycetaceae.
AUGGCCGCUGGUACGGGACCGUUCCGUCCCAUUCCAAGCCACGACCGAACCAGAUCCUACUCCACGCUUCCAGACGUCGCACUAUCGCCGACGCAUCUCUUCGCCGAUUCAAUCUACGAGAUAGAAGUUCUGCGACUCGAUCAUACGAGUGAGGCAGCUCACGAUGACCGUCUCAUCGCCGAUGCCCUCGACCUGGGCAUUCUCGAGGCCGAAAUUCCCAUUGCGAUUCGCGAUCACUCCUUCGGCACCGCCUGGACGGCGUCAACUCCAUCGGACUGUUCGUCCGUGUCCGCGCAUUCAGGGCUGGCCAGCUCUGGAUCCACCGCCAUUACCUCCGCGUCCUCUCGUACAUCAAGAGACCACCCACCUCGAAUAACAUUGCAGACGAGACUACCGAGUGCAGCACAGGGCACCAGCGUGCGACAAUCCAUGGCAUCGAUUGCCAGCGACAGCCAGGAUGCAAUGCAACGUUCUGGCACUCCAGCAAGCCGUUUCAGCAGCAGCUCUCGAAGUUCAAGACCGGUCCGGCGCAGCUUGAGCUUACUGCGGCGCGGAUCAACCGCGUCAAAAGCGACUACCAUAGAGGAUGAGCCACCCGACCAACCGUUCGAGCACGUAGAUCGUUCUGCUUCCCGCAACUCGAAGGGAGCAUUUGGACGAAUCUUCGGCAUUCGAGCAUCAUAUUCCUCAAACCGAACCACCCACACGAAGAAGAUAUCACACUCCGCUCCAGCGUCUGGUCGGAGUACGCCGAUCCAGGAGCGCUCGAUGUCUCCUUAUCUUCGCCCAAUGGCUCCCUUACACGAAGACCCAACUUCCGCUACUCCAGUGCGAUUUCACUCGCGAAGUAUCUCAACCCCGCUUCUACACACGAUCGUCAUCUCCCAUCCCGAACUCCAUACCCUUCACAACAGUACCCAAGGGCAGCUUCGACGAUUCCAACAUUUCCACCUGCAACAGUGUGCCACCCUUCGGCACUGCCGUACGCUCGCGCUCCGCUCGAUUUUCCAUUCCCACAUACGAGGACUCGUGCCCAUGCAAAACACGCACACGAGCAACCUCCUUACUCUCGAGGAUCGACAGCUCGAAGAAGAGGUCACCCUCGUGGAGGAACUGGAAUCGAGCACCCAGAGCCUGGAAAAGCAACUCCGGUGGCGUCGCGAUUUCGUCGGUUCUGGCCGCGACGUGAGUAAUGAAGAGCGCACGCGGCUACAGCGAUCGGAGCGCGAGUGGGCCGACAUCGACACCACGAAUCGAAAGACGGUCAACCGGCUACGGAUGAAACAGGAGCGGUCGCGGGAUAAUAUGGUGCGCUCACAGCGGGAGCAGAUCGGGGCGCUGGAGAAACGGAUGCGGGACCAGGUGGCGGAGACGCUGAAGUGUUAUCGGGGAUAUGAGCAGCGGCUUGCCGAGUUGUAUGAGGGACGAAGGAAGCGCGUCAAUGGACGGUGGGAGUUGGAGAUCCUAAUGUGGGCGAAGCUGGAGGGUAAAGAGGGUAUGGCGAAUUUAGGACAGGUGUCCGUGUUGAAGUGGCCGGAGACGUUCGAUCGACCGAAACGAACGGCAUGA